AUGAAGAACCAUCAAGCUCAUGGCAAAAAACAAUGGUAUUGCUCUUCCCGAGAUGUCCAUGGAUGUCGCGCUGAUGUAAUUACAUACAGAGAUAUAUAUUACCUACCGUCUCAUCGAAGCGGCAGUAUGGUUCUUAUUUUCAAGGAGAAUAAAUACUGGAUUAAUAAUCGAUAUCAGAAUACAAUAAAUUGGACUUGCAGAGACAGGAAGCGUAUUGGUUGCAACAGUUGUGUUCAGACUACGGUGGAAGGACGCUACAUCAAACAUAAGGGCUUUCAUAAUCAUGAAGAUAAUUAUACUAAAUAUAAUUUCAAUGACUGA
This is a messenger RNA of Pieris macdunnoughi, 321 nucleotides long. NCBI's taxonomy places the organism in Eukaryota, Metazoa, Arthropoda, Insecta, Lepidoptera, Pieridae. The record is from the annotation of a GenBank genome assembly.